GCGCGCGCGGCCAGUACCGAACUCACCUGCAGGCUGACCGCCGGCGCGCCGCGCCUCCAUACCGCUCACUCCUCCGUUUCCGAACGUUCCGUCCCGUCACCACCCGGUAGUGCAUGUGCUCCCCUCUGGAAGAUUCACAAACACGACCAGUGCCGCAAUCUACGAGCACGCGCAGACACUAGUCGUGCCUGCCUGAGUGCAGUCGGUUUUGGAAGUUGCCUCGACAGUUUAAUUAUAAGUAAUCAACAAAAUGGCGCUAGUUUUAGAGUAUAUAGACGGCAUGCAUAAAUUUAUGGAUAAAUAUGGAGAUUCCCGGACAAAUCCAUGGUUCCUGAUGAGUUCCCCAUUACCUACAUUAAUAUUAUGUUUAACCUAUGUUUAUCUAGUCAAGGUUCUAGGACCAAGGUUUAUGGAAAACCGAAAACCAUACAAUUUAAAAAAUAUUUUAAUAGGAUACAAUUUUUUACAAGUGUUGUUCAGUACAUGGCUGUUCUAUGAGUGUUUGAUGGGGGGCUGGCUGCAGUAUUACAGCUUAAGGUGCCAGCCAGUGGACUACUCCGACAACCCCCUGGCUACGAGAAUGGUACACGCUUGCUGGUGGUACUACUUCUCAAAAUUCACAGAAUUUUUCGAUACGAUCUUCUUCGUAUUAGCUAAGAAGUACGACCACGUAUCCACCCUGCACGUGAUCCACCACGGCGUGAUGCCGAUGUCCGUGUGGUUCGGCGUGAAGUUCACGCCCGGCGGCCACUCCACGUUUUUCGGGCUUCUUAACACAUUCGUGCACAUUGUCAUGUACACGUACUAUAUGCUGUCGGCCAUGGGACCCUCUGUGAGGAAGUACCUUUGGUGGAAGAAGUACCUCACUGGUCUGCAAAUGGUCCAGUUCAUCGGCAUCAUGGUGCACGCGUUCCAGCUCCUGUUCAUCGAGUGCGACUACCCGCGCGCGUUCGUGUGGUGGAUCGGCAUGCACGCCGUCAUGUUCUUCUUCCUCUUCAAGGACUUCUACAACCAGUCCUACAGCAAUCGCAAGCCUAAGCAGAAGGUGGCGGCGAGCGCGAACGGCGCGGCGGGCGUGACGGAGCUGGAGCGCGAGCGCGAGCGGGAGCGGGAGCGGGAGCGGGCGCCGUACUCCAACGGGCUGAAGAGCGGGCUGCUCAACGGCACGCUGCGCGCGCGCACCGUGCUGCCCGCCGGCAACUGACCGGCGCGAGUGCACGAGCCGGGCCCCGGCUCCUAGUGUUAAAUGUGAUUUUUAUCUAGUGUACAUACUUAAGCGGUGUAAACGGUGUAUAUUUUAUUCGUAAGAUAACGUAAAGCUAGGUUUGUGAUCGCGAUUUUCCGCCGGCCGCCUCGGGUCCGCGUUUACCAGAUGCUCGGUGCUUGCGUGAGAUCCGUGACGUUUCAUACGAAUCGAGUACCUUGCCUAUGUUAAUUUUAAUAGCACUGGCGACAGCAAAAAAUAUUAUAUUAUAAAAACCUAGUUAAAAUUUAUUUAGAUGAUAUGGUAUUAUGAUAGAUAAAUUGAUUUUAUAAGAAUUGAUGUAGUUGCUAUUGUUCAAAUUUUAUUAUAAUUGAGAUCCCACAUUGCACGUAUUUUUACAUUUUAUAAUUUCGAGUACAAAAAAUAGUACUGUGUACGUCAAAUGUUCAAUGCGAAUAUGAGUUAAUCGAAGCGAAGAAAUGGUUGUGUUGGUUAUUUAUUGUUUUGUUUAAUUUAUGUUUUAUUUAAGUUUACCAAAAUUAUUUGUACAUAGAUCAAAUUCGUAACGGGUUUUAUAGUUGUAGCUAUCGAUGAUCUUCCUUUGAUAUCUUAUUAGUCUUCCGUUGUGUUUUGUACUUACACUGAAAUACCAGGUGCUCUUUGUUUGUCUGACCGUGUAAUCAGCUGGAAACGAACUCGCCAUCAGGGAUGUAACGGAGCUCUGCUCCUGCUUCCGUUUCUGCGGAACUUCCGUUUUGUUUUACACAUCCGCUUCGGUUCCGGUUCUGUUAUUUUUCAAACGGAAGUUAUAGCGGAUGUCGAAACCUAGCGCGACGGUGGGACAUGAGCGGCGUACAUCAAAGACCAACAGGUUUAUACCUGUCAUUCGCUCAUCUCUCCGCUGCCACGUGUUGCGAUACUAAAUAUCAAUCGCUUCAUUCGAUUUUCGCGCCAAUGUUUUGUCCUGUCCACCUAGUUCUGUAGCAAGUGAACAACUAUUCAGUGGUGCAGGGCUUAUAUCUACGAUCCCCUUAGAUGCAGACUGCAGGAAGAUAAAGCUGCCAAGCUUUUGUUUAUUAAAUACAAUUUACCUACCUACUUCUUUUAGAAUCACUUCAUUUAAUUUAAAAAUUUAAUUGUGUGCAAUUACAUAUAUAUUUUUAAUUGGUUAGUUUUGGAUUGUAUUAUACCUAACGGGUAACUUUUCUUUCCGUUUCUAAAACCUUUUACGGCAUAAAAAAAGGUUGAUUAUUCUUAUGUGAUUUUUAGUGAGUAAACAACUAAGGUGAUUUUAAUUUUUGGAUUGUAUAAUUAAUAUUCCAAGCCAACUCUUAAAUUCUUAGUUCAUAAACACCUAAAAGUUCUAGGUAAUUUAGUUAUUUUUGGUUUAUGUAAUACCUAUGUGGUAUUUUUCUUUUCGUUUUUAACAUCUAUAAGCUCCGCUUCUGGUUCCGGUUCCGCUUCUGCUUCCGUUAAACUAAAUUCUAAACUUCUGCUUCCGCUUCCGUUAAACUAAAUUCUAAACUACUGCUUCCGCUUCCGUUAAAAGCACUUCCGUUACAUCCCUGCUCGCCAUGUUAGUCAAAUUGAAUCAGUUAUAAAAUCAUGUAUGGAAUCAGUUUUACCUGUUGUUCUUUUUUAUACAAAGAAUUCGCAAAUAAAUUGUAAGUAAAACUAA
Molecule: messenger RNA, 2882 nt
Organism: Leguminivora glycinivorella
Lineage: Eukaryota; Metazoa; Arthropoda; Insecta; Lepidoptera; Tortricidae
Product: elongation of very long chain fatty acids protein AAEL008004-like
Exons: 10
Coding region: 251-1204 (317 amino acids)
Biological process (GO): fatty acid elongation, polyunsaturated fatty acid; fatty acid elongation, saturated fatty acid; fatty acid elongation, monounsaturated fatty acid
Cellular component (GO): endoplasmic reticulum membrane
Molecular function (GO): fatty acid elongase activity
Source: RefSeq, a predicted model, not a curated record